Messenger RNA from Teleopsis dalmanni, 1831 nucleotides. Its product is annotated as protein dead ringer-like. The transcript is spliced from 10 exons. Gene Ontology annotation, cellular component: nucleus. The record is from RefSeq and is a predicted model, not a curated record. The coding region runs from base 155 to 1831 and encodes 558 amino acids. Gene Ontology annotation, biological process: regulation of transcription by RNA polymerase II. Gene Ontology annotation, molecular function: DNA binding. Lineage: Eukaryota; Metazoa; Arthropoda; Insecta; Diptera; Diopsidae.
AUAAUUUUUACAAUAAAAAACAGUAUUUCGUACGGUACCUAGCGGCGCUUUUUCAAGAAGAACGUGUUUGUCUCCUCGUUUCAGCAUUGCAUAUGCAAUUUAUGUAUAACGGUUUGAAAUUCAUUUGUGAAGAGAAAAAUAUAUUUUUCAAUAAAUGCAAUUAAAUGCACUAAACACAAUGGAUUGCAGCGUUCGUUCAAGUCAAGCCGAUUCGGAUUUAGGUGACGAUUUGUCACAUGAAGAUCAUUCCGAUGAUGAAAUGCGUGAAUGUGAUUCUAUUGAAGGGGAUCAUGUCAAUCGGACAGCACGUUUAAAUCAUACUAUAACAAGUAACGGUGGUGAUAUGAGUUUUAGCGGUGGUGGUAGUGGUGGUAUUGGAGGAAUUGGUAUUGGUCGUAGUCCAGAAUCUCAAGCUGAAAUGCAAUUAAGUCAUCAUCAUCAAUUUACAACUAAUCCAUUGAACGCUUUGGGAAAUUUUAUGGGCAUUGGUGGCUUACAUGGUAUACCCAAUUUACAACACAAUGAUGUGUUAGAAAAAUUGAAAAUGCAAGUGCGUGAUAUGAAAGUUGGACUUAUGGAACAAGAUUAUGCAGCCCAUGCUGCUGCUUUUGGUGCAAAUGUUUUACCAACACCUAUUAACACCGCAUUUACUUUACCACCCACCACAAUAGCUUCGUUUGGUCACGCCGCACCAAAUAUUGCACCCUCAGCUGGCAACAGCAUGUCUAAUGGUAAUCUAGGUUCACAAAAUUCCACAAGCACUUCAGCCACAAGCUCAGCGUUAUCCAAUGGCGGUAACAGUUUUUCCUUUACGUCACCAACGGCACCCAGUUCAAGAGAUGUAAAUCCUGCUUCAAAUUCUUCCACAUCAAGUGAGGCUUCUAAUUCAUCACAGCAAAAUAAUGGCUGGAGUUUUGAAGAACAGUACAAACAAGUCAGACAGCUUUACGAAAUAAAUGAUGAUCCUAAACGUAAAGAGUUUCUGGAUGACUUGUUUUCGUUUAUGCAGAAAAGAGGCACUCCUAUUAACCGUCUGCCUAUAAUGGCAAAAUCUGUACUCGAUCUCUAUGAAUUGUACAAUUUAGUUAUAGCACGCGGUGGUUUAGUGGAUGUGAUAAAUAAAAAGCUAUGGCAGGAAAUAAUCAAAGGUCUGCAUUUGCCAUCGAGCAUCACCAGUGCAGCGUUCACAUUACGUACACAAUACAUGAAGUAUCUUUAUCCAUACGAAUGUGAAAAGAAAAAUCUCAGUUCACCUGCGGAAUUGCAAGCCGCAAUCGAUGGCAAUCGUCGUGAAGGACGUCGUUCCAGUUAUGGACAAUAUGAGGCAAUGCACAAUCAAAUGCAAAUGCCACAAAUGGCACGUCCUUUAUCUGGUGGCAUGCAACAAAUGUCACCUCUGGCAUUGGUUACACAUGCAGCAUCGGCUGCUGCUAAUCAACAAGCUCAAGCUGCUGCUGCUGCUGCGGCCGCACAUCACAGACUGAUGGCGCCCACAUUUGGGCAAAUGCCAAAUAUCGUAACACAUGAAAUCGAAAAACGUAUGAUGGAAUAUAUAAAUAUGAUGCAGGGAAAAAAGGAUCAAAGCGCUUUAGGCGCUAAUGCCGGGAUUAAUGGCAGUGGCAGUAGUAGUGGUACACCACAUCAACAGCCACAACAACAACGUCAACGUUCGCAAAGUCCCGAAAUCACUACACGUGAAGCACUGAAUGCUCUGGAAAUGUCACGUGUUGCACUUUGGCAAAUGUAUCACAACAACACAAGUCCACCGGCCUCAGUCAAUGCUUCACCUCAGGGUGCAGCAGAAAUACAACGCGUUGAACCGCAACGGUGA